AUGGCUGCUUCUCUACCACACCCAAAGAUUGUGAAGAAACACACCAAGAAGUUCAAGCGUCACCACUCUGACCGUUACCACAGAGUCGCUGAGAACUGGAGAAAGCAAAAGGGUAUUGACUCCGUUGUCAGAAGAAGAUUCAGAGGUAACAUCUCUGAGCCAACCAUCGGUUAUGGUUCCAACAACAAGACCAAGUUCAUGCGUCCUUCCGGCCACAAGACCUUCUUGGUCGCCAACGGCAAGGACUUGGAAAUGUUGAUGAUGCACACCAGAACCUACGCCGCUGAAAUCGCUCACAACGUUUCUUCCAAGAACAGAGUUACCCUUUUGGCCAGAGCUAAGGCUUUGGGCAUCACCGUUACCAACCCUAACGGCCGUUUGGGUUUGUCUGCCUAA
Messenger RNA from Lachancea meyersii CBS 8951, 396 nucleotides. The record is from the annotation of a GenBank genome assembly. Lineage: Eukaryota; Fungi; Ascomycota; Saccharomycetes; Saccharomycetales; Saccharomycetaceae.